This is a messenger RNA of Penicillium digitatum Pd1, 492 nucleotides long. RefSeq names its product cleavage polyadenylation factor RNA-binding subunit YTH1 (gene yth1). Gene Ontology annotation, molecular function: RNA binding; metal ion binding. NCBI's taxonomy places the organism in Eukaryota, Fungi, Ascomycota, Eurotiomycetes, Eurotiales, Aspergillaceae. The record is from RefSeq and is a predicted model, not a curated record.
AUGGUGACGAUUGCCUUUACCAGCAUGUUCGCGAAGAGGCACGCCUACCGCCUUGCGAGCACUACGACCGCGGAUAUUGCGAAUUGGGACCACUAUGUGCAAAGCGACACGUCCGCCGACGUCUAUGUACCUUCUAUCUGGCCGGAUUCUGCCCUGAUGGAAAAGCGUGUGCCGAUGCUCACCCUCGCUGGCCAGAAAACCUACCACGUCCUACAAUGCGCACUGAAAAGACGGAAGAAGAGCUUGAGCGUGAAAGAGUCCUCAUCCGCGAAGAACAAGAACGGGAAAAGGAACGGGAACGAGAAUGGCGAAACGAACGUGGUCGGGGUGGUGGCUUUGGGCGUGGUCGCUUCCGCGGGCGUGGAAGGGGUUAGGUGGAUUCUUAUCGCAAGGGUCUUUUUUGGCGAUAUUGCAUGGCAUGGAGUGAGGUGUGGCUUCGGUAAGGGGUUCACGGGCUUCUCGGUUUCUUUUCAUUUAUGGUUCUUGCGCUAG